Closterium sp. NIES-65 is the source of this 3969-nucleotide messenger RNA. The record is from the annotation of a GenBank genome assembly. NCBI's taxonomy places the organism in Eukaryota, Viridiplantae, Streptophyta, Zygnematophyceae, Desmidiales, Closteriaceae.
AUGGCGGGCGAGGCCACGUCAUCCAUCCUGCAGUUCGCCACGUGGCAGAGCUCCGUUGACGUGUCGUUCUGGGAGAAGCUCGCGUCGCUGAAGGUCGACUCGCAAGGCCUGAAAGAGGAAGACGUGGCAAUCCAUGGUGAGAUUGGCCUGAGGAGAACCGUGAUGAUGGUGAUCACAGUGGAAUCGUUUCAAGCGUUUGACCGGAGAAAAAUGAUGGAGGGAGUGGCGCAGCAGUGUGUGGUUAUGAGUGUGGUUACCAGGGAUGUCAGCAGCAUAGUGUCAGGCAGGGGUGCUACUGAUUCCCAGCACAGUGGAGUCCCAAUUCCCUGCCUUCUCUCUGCGCCCUCCCCUCCCCCCACCCACAUCUCCUCAGCUUUGGCAGGACGUUUUAUCUGGCAAGGCAGAAAGCAACCCAUCUCUCCUCAACGCGUUCUUCCUCCUCGUCUAUCCAGACAUCAAGCAUUGGCGCUUCCACUACGCCUUUGCCUUCCCUGCUCUCGCCCUCCCCGCCCCUGCCACACUUGCUGGCCCGCCUUUGCCUGCAACGCAAGCCUUUUCUCCGCAACUGGUGAGUGCCCCUAUUCUGUAACUCCCUUUCUUGCCUCAACUCACUUUGCUGCACCUUUGCGUGCGCGCCUCUCGCUUUCCCGGCUUCCUCCCUCCCCUCCUCUGCCAUCCUCGCUUUCCCGGCUUCCUCCCUCCCCUCCUCUGCCAUCCUCGCUUUCCCGGCUUCCUCCCUCCCCUCCUCUGCCAUCCUCGCUUUCCCGGCUUCCUCCCUCCCCUCCUCUGCCAUCCUCGCUUUCCCGGCUUCCUCCCUCCCCUCCUCUGCCAUCCUCGCUUUCCCGGCUUCCUCCCUCCCCUCCUCUGCCAUCCUCGCUUUCCCGGCUUCCUCCCUCCCCUCCUCUGCCAUCCUCGCUUUCCCGGCUUCCUCCCUCCCCUCCUCUGCCAUCCUCGCUUUCCCGGCUUCCUCCCUCCCCUCCUCUGCCAUCCUCGCUUUUCCCCCUCUGCCUGCAACUCAGGCCUUCUCACUUCUAUUUUGGGGCAGAAGCUAUCGAGAAGGAGUGUGAGCGAUGGAGACAAGAAGGGAGUGGGAGGGGGCCAAGGGAAGUGGAAGCAGCUGCGUUGACUGGCGAAGCUGAGGGUCCCGAGGGAGGGAAAGAGAACGGAAACAAGAGGGCAGUUACGGACGGCGAAGCAGCAGAGAAUGGGGAAGUGGAAGAGGGAAGACAAGGAGAGAAAGGCAAUGAGAGCGCAAGUGGAGAAAUAAGAACAGCGGACAGCGCAGCAGCAGCAGCAGCAGCAGCCAUAGUAGGAGAAACUGCAUCGGAAGCCCUCUUAUCGGAGAAGGGUGCCCCUUUCUUCCUUCUCCAAAUAGACACCAGCGCCACUAAUACCAGCUCCGCACAUCCCUCAGUAACAGCACAUCCGUUAACAGAGUACCAGCGACUGGCAACCCCAAACGAAUCCCUCUCUUCCUCUUCCCCCUCCGCUCCUCCAUCUCUCCUCGUUGCGUUCUUCGACCCCUGCCAUCUGCCCCUCUCCCCCGGCUGGCCCCUCCGCAACCUGCUUCUCCUCGCCUCUCUUCGCUGGCAGGUCAGAGCUUGUUCCUCUGUUUCUCUUGCUUUUUCUCCUCCUCCCCUUCCGCUCCUCCAUCACCACCCUCCCCGCCCCUCCCUUGACUUGUCCCUUUCUAUUCCUCCCAUGCCUCCUCCCUCCAUGUGCUCUGCCUGCGGCAGUGCCACGGUCGAAUCAACCUGCACCACUCACACCCGCGCACCCUCCCUUCUGUACCUUCCUCUCUAUGCCUCCCUCCCAGGCCACGUCUCUCCACCUGAUUGGCUGAACCCAAUCACAGCACCUGCCACGUGUCCAUCCGCCACUGGCUGGGAGCUGAACACCAAGGGUCGAACCGGGGCGCGGUGUGCUGACCUGGCGCCGCUGAUGGACCCGACCAGGCUGGCAGACGAGGCGGCGUCGCUCAACCUGAAGCUAAUGAGGUGGCGCGUGCUGCCACAGCUGCAGCUGGAGCGGUUGAAUGCAACCAAGUGUCUACUGUUAGGGGCUGGCACUCUUGGGUGCCAGGUGGCGCGCUCUCUCCUGGCAUGGGGCAUUCGCGACAUUACCCUCGUGGACUAUGGGGCAGUUUCGUAUUCUAACCCCCGUACAUCAGGCCAUCGCCUCGCCAUCCCCAUGCCAGGUCACCCCGUGUCUCCCUCCGAGGCGCCACGUGUGCAGGCUGACGUGACAGCCCUGCUGGCACUCGUCCGCCAAUCAGACGCCGUCUUCCUCCUUACUGAUACAAGAGAGAGCCGCUGGCUGCCCACCCUGCUAUGCGCAGCCGAGGGGAAGGUGGCCAUCAACGCUGCUCUUGGCUUCGACUCCUUCCUUGUCAUGCGCCACGGGGCUCCGCUGCUGCCUCUGCUUGACACGUCAGCUCCAGUAGCGUCUGAGUCAGCGCCAGCAGCGUCUGAGUCAGCACCAGCAGCGUCUGAGUCAGCACCUGCUGCUUCUGAGUCAGCGCCAUCCAAGCGCCUCGGCUGCUAUUUCUGCAACGAUGUCGUUGCUCCCCUCAAUUCCACAGCUCACCGCACGCUAGACCAGCAGUGCACAGUCACGCGCCCUGGCCUGGCAACCAUUGCAGGGGCUCUGGCAGUGGAGUUAUUGGUGGGGCUGCUGCACCAUCCCAUGGGAGUCGCAGCACCAGCAGAAGACACCAGUGCUGAUGGGGUUUCUGCCUCUGCUUCUUCCCACCUCUGCUCGCCUCUGGGUCCGCUGCCUCACCAGCUGCGCGGCUUCCUCUCCUCCUUCCCCCAGCUGCCCAUCACUGGCUUCGCCUUCCACCAGUGUACUGCCUGCUCCCCUAUGCUACGCGGCUUCCUCUCCUCCUUCUCCCAACUCCCCAUCACUGGAUUCGCCUUCCCCCAGUGCACCGCCUGCUCCCCCACGGUGGUUUCAGCAUACAGGGAGCGUCGUUAUGCGUUCCUUAUGGACGCGUUUAACGAUCCCACAUAUUUAGAGAGGAUCACAGGCUUGGAUAAGCUGCAUGCCGCCACUGUAGAGAUUGAGGUCGAUUGGGACGAUAGUGAGGAUGACAACACGGGGAUCGGGUCGACGCGAACUGCGAGAAAAGCUGCGGUAACGGUUCCAAUCGUGUUGCCGACGUUGCUUCCCAACAACCGAUACAACGCCAAGUGCCUCGACGGCAGCCCCCCUGGAUAUUACUUCCGCCCUGGUUUCCGCAAUGGUGCGUCGUCGUGGCACAUCCACCUGCCGCCCGGCGGCUGGUGCUCCAGCCUCUCUGCGUGUGCGAAUCGCAGCACCACCUUCCUGGGGUCCUCUAAACCCGAGCGGCAGAAGGAUAGUCCUUAUAGUAACGCAUCAUACGCAUACUUGGGCAUAUUAAGCACCGGCCCUUAUGUCAACCGCGCCUUCCGCAACUGGAACCUCGUAGUGCCCAUCUAUUGCGACGGAGGGGGGUUUCAGGGCACGGCGGGAUGGGUCAAAGUGAACAACAGCUUCGGGAUUUACAUGGACGGGUGGAAUGGAGUCAAAGCGGUGCUGGCAGAUGUGAAGGAGUUAAGGGGAAUGCAGUCCGCCGAACGAGUGCUGCUGUCAGGCCAAUCAGCAGGAGCUGAGACAGUGCUGAUGCAGUAUAAACACAUGCGGGAGUAUGUUUCAAUGGCCAAGGACCAUCAAGCCAACCCAAGGCAAUCAGCAGGAGCCCAGACGGUGCUGACGCUGUGUGAGCACAUGCGGGAGUAUGCUCCCAAUGCAAAGACCAUCAAAUGCCUCAUGGACUCUGGCUCAUUCACGGGUGAGGUGUGGUGCGGUGAUAAGGGGUUUCAAGUGGUGUAUAGCCAAGCCAACCAUUCUUAUGCUCCUAAUGCACGCACGAUCAGAUGCCUCAUAGACUCUGGCUCCUUCACUAGUGAGGUGGGGUGCGGUGAUGAGGGGUUCAAAGGCGAGUAA